Messenger RNA from [Torrubiella] hemipterigena, 1116 nucleotides. The record is from the annotation of a GenBank genome assembly. NCBI's taxonomy places the organism in Eukaryota, Fungi, Ascomycota, Sordariomycetes, Hypocreales, Clavicipitaceae.
AUGGGAUAUCACACAUGGGACUACAUGUCGCUAAUGUGCCAGGAGCGCAAGGAGAUGCUCGUUGGCGUCUACCGCCCGGACAGCUACCAAAGUCUCCACGAUACUCGGGGCAACGCCUUUAUCAAGCUGGUCAAUAUGGAUGAAGUCAAGCCAAAGCCAGCAAAGACAUCACGCUGGAAGGCGUUGCGACAGCUCCCAAAGAGGAGACCAAGACCCAACAAUCAACAUCAACAGCCGUUGUCAGCAUUAGAGUCGUUACCCAGCGAGCUCAUCAAUUGCAUUCUCGACAGAGUCACGCACAUUGGCGACAUUAUGAGUCUAGGACGAACCUGUCCAAUACUUGCAAGGCACGUCUUUGCACGAUACGCUAGCAAGUCGACAGUAGGAAGCUGGAGCGGUCUUCCACUGACCUGUAUACCCUGCGACUUUACUCGACGAAAUAACCGCCAUUCAUCACGCCAAUCAUACCAUGGUUUACCCUUGACGUAUCGUCUACCAUUACAAUUGGAAAAUGAGCCGUCAGGCUGGGACAUAUCCAUCUACGACACCUCCGGCCGCGAAGGCGACUCGCGAUACCUGAUUGCGAAAUACCCCUGGGGCACGAACCGGCUAGCAGUACGCAGCAGCAAGACAUCAGAUUUCGAAAAGGCCCUCUAUACGACACAGGUGCCAGACUUUGAAGCGCGGGCUGGGAGGCGCUGGCUACUGCGCAACCAUACAAAGAGCCUGGUGGUGCGGCUGCGCUUACACCAGAACCAGAAGAAGGAUGCAAUGCCACAUGUCGUUGUCAACGGCGGCACAAAGCUGUCGCUAGACAUUCUGCUAAUGCUGUGCACCAUCAACAAAGGACGACGCCGUCGAGAACAAGACACGACACGAUGGUACGGUGACUGUUUCGACAUUGUGCCUGAUACGCGAGACAUGCGGCGGGACCUGCGGGAGUCUGGAUGGCGCGAUGCAACAGAGCUCGUCCUCUACUCCGGACGAUAUACCAUGAGAGUAGCCGCUGCGUAUCGUGGGAUAUGUCGGAGUCCACUGCGUCAAGGCCUUCACAUGGCAAACAUGCUUCAGGCUGUGCAGGCGGCGCGUCCUGUGACAAGCAGUGAUGGCUUCUAG